ACUUGACACCACGCGGGUGUUGCAGCGGGACUGUUUGCCUCUUCCCCACCAAGAGCUCCAUUUGGUCUCCCCCGGCUGGUCUCUAUUUAGAUGGGCAGUGAUGACACCAAAUAUAAGCAUGAAAAGAAGUUUUGAAACUACGAACCCCGAAAGCCAGCCAGGCAGGCAGCAGCAGCCCUCAUUCCUGUAACAGAGAAAAAAUAAACCCACUUGGUAAUUGCAUCUGGCUGACGAAAAGCUCUAAUUUUGCGGGAACAAGGCUACAUCUCACCCUUGCCAGAAUCAUCACCAGAGGCGCCCACUGGCUGAGGGGGACAGGCUUCCUGGAGCUGACAGAUAAUGCAGGGGAACAAGAAGUGCACGGACGGGCUCAGCGACUCCUCGAGCAUCGGCAGCGUGCUGGACGAUGCCGACAGGGAGGUGAGCAGCCUCACUGACCGGGCGUUCCGCAGCUUGUGCAUCUCGGAGGACACAUCCUUCCACGACUCCGAUCUGGCCCUGUCCCCGGAUACCACCCGCCAGGUGUUUGGGACUUUCCGCCAGGGAACAGUGAGCCACACCCACAGGAAAAGUGGCAUUUGGAGCCAGUUACCGGCACAAGGCACAGAGCACGCAGGCUGGGCAGCCACCUUCCAACAGCUACCCAAGUACGUUCAGGGGGAGGAAAAGUACCCCAAAAGCAGCCCCCCGCCGACGCCAGCCCAGAGGAGACUGGAGGUGCCGGUUGCCGGCCUGAGAAGCAGCAACAAGCCUAUCUCCAAAGUAUCAUCACUAAUCCAGUCCUUCAACAGGACUGAGAGCCAGCGUUGCGAGAUCAGACCUACAACCAGCAAGCCCCCGGCUCUGAAAAAUCCCCCCAAAUUUGCUCCUCUUCCAGAGAACAGUGUCAACUUCUGCUUCGAUUCUGCCUUUCUGACGGUCAGGAGGGUGCCCGCUGAAGCUUCCAAUGCCCAUCAGAGCAGCCACCAGCCCGGCAGGAAGCACGGAGAACAGGAGUCCCCCAAGAAUCCUGAAAUGGCCUGUCACGGCUCCAGCAGCUUCCUCCCAGUGCCGGACAAUGCGGCCAGCUCAUUAGAGUCGAAGUUCCCCUCCCCACCCCACAAGCCAGCCCCGGGUGAGGCUGGAAGAAGCAAGGAGUGGGCUCACAAAGGGACCUUUCUGCACAGUGAAAAUAGUGCUUUUGAGUCGUGGAACGCCCACCAACCAAAGCUGCUCGAGAGAAAGGACACUGCUGAAACUGUCCCAGAAAGCAAAGCUCCCAAACAUUAUGAGGACGUGCCCUUGUUACAAGAACCCCAUCCUCCUGAGCGUAAAGUCUCGCCCUGCCAAGGCCAGGCCGGCUUCAGUCAGACCGAGAGCAGACUGGCAGCAGGGGCUCUGUCGGCAUCUGGACCCUGGGGGUGCAGGGACCCAGGAUCCCAGGUGUCUGCUAUGGAGGGAAAAGCUCCCAGCUCCCAGCUUGACCCCCAAGUGAAGCCAACCCAGGCCCCAUGGAGGAAAUCAAAGACGGGCAAAAGAGGGAAAGAAAGUCUACAAGAAGCUGCAGAAGAAAAGAAACAGAGCAACAGGAGAGGCCCACCUCUGUACACAAAGCACAACCCCCAGGGGCAAUUUCCAGAAAAUGAUGCUCUUGACAUGCCUGUGGACCCCGGUGAGCAUUACAAUCCCCCUUUCAACAUCAGCAAGCUCCUGACGCCCAUCAUACCCACCAAGCUUGCCCCGGAUCCGUCAGACAGUCCACCCUCGGAGACGAGCCCCUCGCCCCCAGCACAGCUAAACGGGUACCAAGAGAAGGAGCCCAGUGAAUGCCAGUCUCGGGACAGCUACAAGUCCAAAGCCCCUAGCCUGCUGUUCAACCUCAAGGAUGUGCGGAAGCGUGUUAAGAGCACAUACAGCCCCUCGCCUCUCUUGCGAGGCCUGGAUGAGAAAAGCAGAGGGAAGGUUGGUGGGAAGCAAGAGCCCGUGAGCAAUGGCGUCAUGCUUCCCAACGGGCUUGAGGAAAGUCCCCCAAACGAGCUUUCUAAGGAGACACCUGCAGAUGCCCUUACUGCAUCACAGGUCGGUGCCCAGGAGGACCCUACGGGCGACCGCAGUGAGUCCCCUGCAGACAGCUAUCUAACCCCUAGCGCACCUCCAGUCAUCGCCAACGCCCCCUUCUGCGUCAAUGGGGAGGCUGCCGAGAGGAGCAGUCAUGAGCACCCUGACGCCCACGGAGGGUCUGAGCCGGGGCCAGGCAGGGCUGGAUGGCGUCCAGACUCCAGGGAACGCCACCCCAGGAAGCACCUCUCCCUGAAGCUUUGCAGCAGGGAGCCUGAGGCUGGCGAGGCCACAGAGAAAAUGAAGGCCCAGCUAGAGAACGGGCCCUCGAGAUCCAUCUCGCAAGAGACAGAACCCGAGAGAGAGGUAGGACUUCAGAACCCACACUUGACCCAGAAAUUCUCCCCAGGGCCCCUGUCCCCUGAGGAGGAAGAUGUGUUUUACAGCGACAGCCAGUCUGAUUUUAUGCCGGGCCUCCAAAGCAGGGCCAAGUUCAGCACCAGCUCCUCAGAUCAAUCCUUUGCUUCGUUUGACGAUCAGCAGAAGACGUGGUUUGCCGAGAGCCAGCGGGAAGACAGGAGGAAUGACGUGAGCGCAGGUGACGGUCAGAAGGAUGAGAAGGAGAAGGCGACUGGGGGAGAUGAGCCGCAGAGCCGCGCCUCGGGUGCUGGGCGCGCAGGCACGGAGGAGCACAGCGAGCGGGAGGCGCUGCAGAGAGAAGGGGAAGCUGUGUCUGGAGGAAGGCCCGGGAAGGCAUCGGCAGAAGAAGCUCAUUCCAGAGGCUCUUGGGUUGGGGGACGUAGGGGUACCUCCCUUUCACACGCCAAAGACCCUGCCCCCUCGUCGUCUUCCGCUGCAAACAAGCACAUACUGUUUACAAUUAAAGACAACACGCUCAGAGCCACCCCGGUAAUAAAACCCAUCAUGCUGCCUCUCCUGAGGACCAUGUCCUCCGAAGACUCGCUCAGCGGUGGCCACAGAGAGGAGGACUCGCCAAGGCCAGGAUGGGGUGAGGAUGCUGCUUUCGGUGCCCCUGAAAGCCAGGAAAUGCCUGGCACACUUAUGCCUGCUAACAUGCAGAGCGCACACACGAAGCUCCUGGCCUGUGAUGGCACAGAGGACCCCGGGCAGGUGUCCAGCACGGCCGGGAUGGAGACCUCCCAGCUAGUCCCAAAGGGGAACUUCCCAUCUCUGCCUCUGGAAGGAGAGGGGGACGGGAUGAAGCCACCCCCAGAUGCAGCACAUACAGUCUUCGCACACGACGGCAAGAGCAGUUCCGCAGACUCAGGGAAGCCGGUUGCCCCCUGGGACAUCCCAACAAUCGCUCUACCCGAGGGUGACUUCGAAGACCAGCCACUACCGUGGCAGCCCGGAACCUGUUGGGAAGAACAGACGCGAGGUGCCAAUAGUCACUUUUUGUCUACGCCCAGAGCAGGGCCGCCUGGGAGAAGACUGGCGCAUGGAGAGAUGGCAACUUCUCCCAACUCCAGCUCCCUGGGGGAGAGCAGCGUGUGCUCCCCUGCCGCCAGUGAGCUGGAACUGCUGCCCGAGGAGCCCCCUCAAGCCAGCCCCUGGGCCAGCCCCAGUCCUGCCAGGGUCGCCAGAAGGGAGGACCUGACCCACGCCCUCGUGUGGGAGGCCAGCUCAGACCCUCAACUCGAGCCGUCGGCAGAAGACCUCCGGACGCUCUCUCCACGAGACUCACUGCCGGAUGUGGCCGCCAGCCCUGCAGGCCCCCCUGGGAGGCCGGAGCUCCCUGCUCAGCUGGGGAGGGCGGCCAGCAAGCCACCCGCAGUCCCACCCAAGACAGAGAAGGCCCUACGGCGGGCGAAGAAGCUGGCAAGCAAGAGGAGAAAGACCGACCAGCUGCCAGAGAAGCACGGCGAGUCCCGGGAGGGAAAGCCCUGCCCAGAGGACUUGGAGUGGACGGAGCAAAGGCCACCGUCCCCCGGAGAGAGGCCGCGACGCAGUUUCCCCACGGUGCGCUCCGUGCCGCCGCCCCUGCACCGCCACUCCGUGUCCGGCUUCUCGGAGCCUAUUGGGAGGCAGCCUGGGGGGCCCCAGUCCCUCAAACCCUUGUCCCCUUACCCCGCCACACAGAAGGUGCUCCAGGACCCCCAGUCUGGAGAGUACUUUCUCUUCGACUUGCCACUCCAGGUGAAAAUCAAGACCUUCUACGACCCAGAGACGGGCAAGUAUGUCAAGGUCUCCAUCCCCUCAUCCGAGGGGCUCCCCCCUGAGCCGCCCCUGCUGGAUGCCCGGGCCGCUCCCUACGUGCUGUACCCCGGCUUCCGGCCCGUGCCCGUGACAGCCUUGAUGCCCCUGCGCUGCUCCUCUCAGCUCUCCGCCCCCACCUUCCUCAGGCAGGGCCCUCGCGCCCCUGGGGCAGCCCGAGCCAGGCCCCAGAGCGCCCACGAGUCUGGACUGCAGCUGGCCCCGGGGCCUCAGGGUGACCCCACCCAGCACUCCGCAGGCCAGCGCCCCCAGGGGCCUCCCCGGGGCCCAGAAGAGGAGGGUGCAGAAGCUCCAGGCCUGGGCAUCAUCUCCACAGACGACCUGGAGGACUUUGCGACAGAAGGCAUUUCCUGA
Messenger RNA from Propithecus coquereli (Coquerel's sifaka), 4626 nucleotides. Its product is annotated as chromosome unknown open reading frame, human C10orf71. The coding region runs from base 340 to 4626 and encodes 1428 amino acids. Gene Ontology annotation, biological process: positive regulation of calcineurin-NFAT signaling cascade. The transcript has 3 exons. The record is from RefSeq and is a predicted model, not a curated record. Gene Ontology annotation, cellular component: Z disc. Lineage: Eukaryota; Metazoa; Chordata; Mammalia; Primates; Indriidae.